This is a messenger RNA of Thunnus maccoyii (southern bluefin tuna), 3011 nucleotides long. Its product is annotated as interleukin-17 receptor D. Lineage: Eukaryota; Metazoa; Chordata; Actinopteri; Scombriformes; Scombridae. Gene Ontology annotation, molecular function: protein binding; interleukin-17 receptor activity. Bases 490 to 2295 code for a protein of 601 amino acids. The transcript is spliced from 12 exons. The record is from RefSeq and is a predicted model, not a curated record.
AAACAUGUUGUAGUAUCUGCGCUGAAUAAAAUGAACCUCGCUGGACUGAAGAGAAAACUUUAUAUUCUUUUGGAAUCAACACUUGGAUGUUUUUGCUUCUUGUUGAAUACAUGUUCCUGCGUGUGAUGAUGUGGAAUGUAAACCUGGUUUUCUUGGAUCUGGCUGUUGACCCAGUGUGUUUUGGAAUAAACCUGCCAUGUGCCUUCUGCUUUUCCAGCACAAAAUGAACUAGUUGGGCAGCGUAACUGUUAAAACAUGCUGGCUGCACCUCCACCCGUAGCCUGAAGACACCACUCCCCUCAUCGUCUUUCUCCUCUGCCUCCUCCCUGGUUCUUGUCACUCUCUCUCACGCACCAUCGAGGACACCUCUACAUCUAGACUUCACUUGUUCACACUGAGUGGUAACAGCGGCUCAUGGCCGUUCAGUCCACUGUGAGUGUGUGAGGUCUGGUGCUCACAGUGGGACAGUGUCAUGUUGGCUUUAGCAGCAUGUGGAAGGCAGUUCUUGUGUUGUAUCAGCUCUUGGUACUUAGUCGGUCACUCUGGGCUCAGGAUGGUGUCGGAGCUGCAGCCAUCACUCCUCAGGACUGCACUCUGGAGUGUAUCCAAGAGGGAGGGCCUGGAUGUGAAUACUGCAGAAUAACCAGAGAUGAUGUGAAGAGCACUCUGGGCUUCAACUCCAUUGAGGCGUUUGGAAGUUGUAUUCCAUGGCCAUGUUUUGAGCUGCUGGGAGAAAAUGACCCUAAAAUCUGUCAGCACUACGUUCAUGCACCAAAUGAUGUGAAGGUUGAGCUUGUGUAUGAUCCAGCCCCUGAAUCUGACACUAUUGUUGUCUCCUGGAAGCCCAGUUACUAUGGGAUCACCUUCCUGCGAGGCUUUCAGGUGUCCCUUCAGGCUUUGGGAGGGCCCAGUGUUGCCUGUCAGCUCUUCCUCUUUCACCGUAACCUCUCCCUCCCGGCUUCACAUGCUCAAAAGGUGUACAAAUCAGACCCUUUCCCCCACCUUCCCCUGGGAUCUCAGUAUGCUGUUACAGUCAUGGCUCUGCCAGUGCCUGAGGAGUGGGAGAAGUUCUACCACAGCAAGAUCUUCACCACACGCUCGUGUGCAGAGAAGAACAGUCUUGAGCAAUGCAAAAAAGACUGGUACCCCAAACAUAUUGAGGUCCAGCAGAAAGGAACUGUCAUCACUGUGACCUUCAACCUGGCUCCUCCAAACCUGGGCAUCAGAAGCUACUUCUCAAUGUGCUACGCAAAUGGCAUAAAGAAAUACACAGAGAUAACUCCAAAUUCCAACAGAAACAAAUCUCACUACAGUUAUCAGCUGAAUGACCUCCACGAAGGAACCAAUUACACUUGCGAGAUUGCAGCUAACGAAAUGGAUGCAGUGAGGAAAAUAUUCAAUGUUCAGGUCAUGCACAAUCAAAAAGACAUGGUCACGCUACUCUCUGUCACUCCCUCCUUGGCCCUGUUGCUUCCACUGGGCCUGGCUGUGGCAGCCAUAUUUGCAGUCUUAUUGUGUGUUCUUACCACGAGGAAGCCAAAGCUGUGGAUGAAUAAACUCCACAUAAAACCAGAUAUUAUCAAGGAGCAUCAAGAGAGCAGGACUCCGGAGGAGGUGGUAUCAUUGCCCAGAAACAGGCUGACUCCUCCUCGUCUCCUGAUUUGCUACAGUGGCUAUGACGGCCCUGCCCAUGUCAAAGCAGUCAUGCAGUUGGGGGCCUUCAUACAGCAGCACAUGGCCACUCAGGUGUGCCUGGACCUGUGGGAUUCUCUGAGUGUGGCUGAGGAGGGCAGCAUGGCCUGGCACUGCCGGCAGAUCCAGGAGAGCGACUUUGUCUUGGUGAUCUGUUCUCGGGGCCUCAACCACAGACCUGAGCUUUCACAGUCAGAGGGUCAUGAUGAAGAUGAGGAGGAAAAUAGAAGGUUGUGCUUUGGGUCCAACAACUUCAGCUCUGAUGCAGCCAUCCACCUUAUUGGAGAGGAGGUGGGCCGAGCCAAAGGCAGAGGGCAGGACCUUUCCAAAUACAUGGUAGCCAUUUUUGAGUACUCUGAGGAGAUGGACAUCCCCACUGAGCUGAGGCUGGUAUCUCAUUACACACUAACCAGCGACUUACCGCUGCUCUUCUCCCACCUCCAUGGAGUGGCUCUCCACCGGCCAGGGGGUUACCUGAGAAUAAAUCACAUCUCAGAGGAUGGUUUUAUUAAGUUACCAGCUGGAGCUGCUCUGCAGUUGGCUAUCUACAAGGCUGGGAUGGCCAUGAAAAAAAGUCAUCACCCUGUGGAGGGAGGAGACUAAACACUAAAAAAGGAAUCCACAUACUGGUGGUCCUCAGCUCAGUAAAGGUGAGACUGCCUUGAAGAUAGAAGUUCAUGAUGGCCACAAACCAGCUGGUUCCAUAUCUGGUCAUACAGGAAGAUGUUUGGGAGCUCACAACUGGAGGGUGACAGUACAUACACAAUCCAUACAAUCACUGCUGAUGUGCCCUUAUGUAAUCGACCAACUAACCACCUCUGCUUCAGUUAUGCUGCUGUGGCAGCAACUGAGCACUUUGACCUCUAAAAUGUGUUAACAUGCUGAGUGUGUCUACAGGAAGGAUUUGUUCAAAUAACGUCCAGUAAUGUAUGUCAUGGUCAAUAAAGCAAUUUAAUCUUACAAAUUUUCAAGUAUUAAAUGUAGCGUGACAUUUUCUGGUCAUUUUAUGUAAAAAGCUAUUAUGAAAUUAAACAUUUGUCAUAUAUGCACUGUACAUAAAUAAACCAUUAAUCUCAUAAAUUAGUAAUUGAAGUUAUUCUGUGAGAAUGUUUGCCUUACAGUACACAUUGAACAGUGUAUCCAUGCAUAUUUACAGAUAUGUUUAUAGUCUAUUUAUACAUGUAUGUAUCUCAUAUCCAUAAGACUGGAGUGACAGGUCCUAUCAUUUUUUAUUUUAUGCUGAUCUGAUGUUACCCAUUUGUGUGAAAAUAUGGAUUUUUCUUCAUAUCUAAUCAUCUAAUAAAGCAAAAUUAAAACGA